GGUUGGGUGAGUAAUUGGAGGGUUGCACUUAAGUAAAGUAAUCUUUAGUUGCACUUUCAUCAAUUUAAUUAUCAGCUAGUUAAACAGAAGCUGCUAAGUACAGUGGAAGUUUGCUUUUCAUGAUCGGUUUAGCAUUCAGACCUAAUAGGGGAGGUGUGUUCCGCCUUGGGCCGGUGUAGCCAGUCGCCGUACCUGCGUUAGAUCGUGCCGCCAUGCCCGCCGCCGCCGAGACUGAGCCGGCGCCGCCGUCCAUGUUCGAGGAGGGCUCGGUGGAUGACCCCGACUGGGUGCCGUACGGCGAGCGGCCCGACUGGCAGGACGUGCAGCCGGUGCCGCAGGACGACGGACCAGAGCCCGUGGUGCGCAUCCUCUACUCGGAGCGCUUCACAGACGUGUACGACCGGUUCCGCGCGCUGCUCGCCUCGGGCGAGGUGUCGGAGCGCGCGCUGCGCCUCACCUCGGCGGCGCUGGAGCUGAACCCGGCCAACUACAGCGUGUGGCACCACCGGCGUCACCUACUGCAGGCCCUCGACUGCCCGCUGGAGCGCGAGCUCGAUUUCACCCGCCAGAUGAUCGAGGACCACCCGAAGAACUACCAGGUGUGGCACCACCGGCGCGUGCUGGUGGAGCGUCGCGGCCAGCCGGGCGACGAGCGCCGCCUCACCGAGAUCGUGCUCUCGCAGGACCCGAAGAACUUUCACGCCUGGCAGUACCGGCAGUGGGCCGUGCGCCGGUUCGACCUGUUCGACGGGGAGCUAGAGUUUGCCGAGCGGCUGCUCGAGGAGGACGUGCGCAACAACUCGGCCUGGAACCAGCGCUACUUUGUCUGUAACAACACCACCGGCUUCACGGCCGAGGUGGUGGCGCGCGAGGUCUCCUUCUGUCUGCAGGCGCUGCGCAAGGUGAAGCAGAACGAGUCGGCGUGGAACUACCUGCGUGGUGUCCUGUUCCAGUCGUCCGCCGGCCUGUCGGGACACGCCGAGCUCACAGAGUUCUGUGACGGCCUGCUGGAGGCCGGCUGCCGCGCGCCGCAGCUGCUCGCGUUUGUGGUGGAUGCCAGCGCCGAGCGCGCGGCCGCUGGGGACAAGGAGGCGCUUCAGAGAGCACUCAGACUGUGUGACGAGCUGGCCGCUGAACAUGACACGAUUCGCGCCCAGUACUGGCUCUACCGGCGCCGCGCUCUCGCCAAAAAGCAUAACAUCAAGUGAAGGGCGUCCGCUGAACCGAAGGCAAUGCUGGGAAGAAAUGUGUAAGGAGCGGUUGCUGUCACAAGGUUAAGGGAUUCCUCGGCUCUCCCCCAAGCGACGCGGUGAUUCGUUCUCACAGUAUGCCCGGGAACGACGGCAUUGGAGAACGUGAAUGAUACUGCAGAAUGGAACAGCGAACCUUCGAGAGGCCUGUGUCAGUUGCGAUGGCGUUUGCCUUGACUGCAACUUGCGCUUAUGCUGCGUGUUUACGUGUGUGGACGGCACGCAGAGAAAUUGCGCACUGCUUGUUCCUGGUUGGUCUACUUACGAUACGACUGCCGAGACAUUUCACUCAGUGUGCUGGAGGUUCUCUGUUCCGACAGCCGGAAUUCGUGUCAUAGUUAGCUCGGUGGAUAUGCUGGGUGUACAAACUACAAUGCUGGUGACAAGUUGAUGAGUACUGUAAUGGCUAUCGUUAUGAAAUGUGUAGAAUUGCUUUGUGAUACAGGAGUCCUCUUGACUAUUGCUAUUCUUUGAAAAGUGUAGGACCAGUUUUGCCCGUUUGUCUCUAACACGGUGUUGGUUUGCGAUGCAUUAUUGUUGCAUCGGUAGCUUUUGGUUUAUCUCUGUCGUGUUUUACCAGACAGCCGCUCCACAUCUUCUUCGUGCUAAUAAAUGGCUUUAUCAACAACAAAA
This is a messenger RNA of Amphibalanus amphitrite, 1883 nucleotides long. Its product is annotated as protein farnesyltransferase/geranylgeranyltransferase type-1 subunit alpha-like. The transcript is spliced from 2 exons. The record is from RefSeq and is a predicted model, not a curated record. Bases 213 to 1208 code for a protein of 331 amino acids. Gene Ontology annotation, molecular function: protein farnesyltransferase activity; CAAX-protein geranylgeranyltransferase activity. Lineage: Eukaryota; Metazoa; Arthropoda; Thecostraca; Balanomorpha; Balanidae. Gene Ontology annotation, biological process: protein farnesylation; protein geranylgeranylation. Gene Ontology annotation, cellular component: protein farnesyltransferase complex; cytoplasm; CAAX-protein geranylgeranyltransferase complex.